GGGCACCCGGUUUGAAGUCGUGCGGGUCGGAGGACCGGCGCCUCCGACGCUGUCUGAGACCCUCGGUGCUCGGCCGUGGCGGGAACGCGUUUGGGUAGGUUGCGGGGUAGAUGCCCGAGGGCCCGCGCCCGGACGCCCCGCACCUCACCGGCCGCUCCGCUCUGCCCCGCGGCCUGGGCCUGCGCCUCUCUGCUCUCUGGAAACUAGCGCCUCAGCUGCGCGGCGCGUAGCUCGCGGGCGCUGCGAACCGUCGGCGCCCGGCCAUGGCCGUCUCCAGGCUUGAUCGUCUUUUUAUCUUACUGGAUACUGGCACUACUCCAGUUACAAGAAAAGCUGCUGCUCAGCAACUUGGAGAAGUGGUGAAGCUUCAUCCUCAUGAAUUAAAUAAUCUGUUAUCUAAAGUAUUGAUAUAUUUAAGGAGUGCAAAUUGGGAUACCCGGAUUGCAGCAGGACAAGCUGUUGAAGCUAUAGUGAAAAAUGUGCCUGAAUGGAAUCCAGUGCCAAGAACCAAACAAGAACCUACUUCAGAAAGUUCUAUGGAAGAUUCCUCUACCACAGAUCGAUUGAAUUUUGACAGAUUUGAUAUAUGUAGAUUGUUACAACAUGGUGCAUCACUUUUGGGGUCUGCCGGUGCAGAAUUUGAAGUCCAAGAUGAAAAAUCAGGUGAAGUGGAUCCUAAAGAAAGGAUAGCACGCCAACGAAAACUAUUACAGAAAAAACUUGGCCUUAAUAUGGGAGAAGCAAUUGGAAUGAGUACUGAAGAACUCUUCAACGAUGAAGAUUUGGAUUAUACCCCAACUUCAGCAGCCCUUGUAAACAAACAACCUACUCUCCAGGCUGCUGAAUUGAUUGACUCAGAAUUUCGAGCAGGAAUGAGCAACAGACAAAAGAACAAAGCUAAAAGAAUGGCCAAGUUAUUUGCAAAACAGAGAUCCAGGGAUACAGUGGAAACUAAUGAGAAAAGCAAUGAUAGCAUGGACGGAGAGCCAGAAGAAAAGAGACGGAAAAUAGCAAAUGUUGUUGUUAAUCAGACUGCAAAUGAUUCAAAAGUCUUGCUUGAUAAUGUUCCAGACAGCUCUUCCUUAAUUGAAGAGACAAAUGAAUGGCCUUUGGAGAGUUUUUGUGAAGAACUUUGCAAUGACCUUUUUAAUCCUUCCUGGGAGGUUCGACAUGGUGCAGGCACUGGACUUAGGGAAAUUCUUAAAGCUCAUGGGAAAAGUGGUGGUAAAAUGGGAGACAGCACUUUAGAAGAGAUGAUUCAGCAGCAUCAAGAGUGGUUGGAAGACUUAGUUAUUAGACUGCUUUGUGUUUUUGCAUUGGACAGAUUUGGAGACUUUGUUUCUGAUGAAGUUGUAGCUCCUGUUCGAGAAACUUGUGCUCAAACAUUAGGUGUGGUAUUAAAACACAUGAAUGAAACAGGAGUUCAUAAGACUGUGGAUGUGUUGCUAAAAUUACUUACACAAGAGCAAUGGGAAGUCAGACAUGGUGGUCUUCUGGGAAUAAAAUAUGCUUUGGCAGUUCGUCAGGAUGUAAUUAAUACUUUAUUACCCAAAGUUUUGACUAGAAUAAUUGAAGGACUCCAGGAUCUUGACGAUGAUGUUAGAGCUGUCGCUGCAGCUUCAUUAGUGCCUGUAGUAGAAAGCCUUGUCUAUCUGCAGACACAAAAGUAUUCAGCAGUCACUUACAGUUUUAGUUCCACGUGUCUGGCCUUUUUUGCAUCACACUAUAUCAUCAGUUCGAAGAGCAGCAUUGGAAACUCUAUUUACGUUAUUAUCAACACAGGACCAGAACUCUUCAUCUUGGCUUAUCCCUAUCCUGCCUGAUAUGCUGCGACACAUUUUUCAGUUUUGUGUUUUAGAAAGCAGCCAGGAAAUUCUGGACCUCAUUCACAAGGUUUGGAUGGAACUGUUGAACAAGGCUUCAGUUCAGUAUGUGGUAGCAGCUGCUUGCCCAUGGAUGGGUGCUUGGCUUUGCUUAAUGAUGCAGCCUUCUCAUUUACCUAUUGAUUUAAACAUGUUGCUAGAAGUAAAAGCUAGAACCAAGGAAAAAACAGGUGGUAAGGUGCGCCAAGGCCAAAACCAGAAUAAAGAAGUACUUCAGGAGUACAUUGCAGGCACAGACACCAUCAUGGAAGACCCAGCCACCAGGGACUUCGUAGUUAUGCGGGCCAGAAUGAUGGCAGCCAAACUAUUAGGAGCACUUUGUUGCUGUAUUUGUGAUCCAAGUGUAAACAUCAUAACACAAGAAAUUAAACCAGCGGAAUCCCUUGGCCAGUUACUACUCUUUCAUUUGAACUCCAAAUCUGCCUUACAGAGGAUUAGUGUUGCUUUGGUAAUCUGUGAAUGGGCCACUUUACAAAAGGAGUGUAAAGCUGUUACUCUAGCUGUGCAGCCACGUUUACUUGAUAUCCUUUCAGAACAUUUAUAUUAUGAUGAAAUUGCUGUUCCAUUCACACGAAUGCAGAAUGAAUGUAAACAGCUUAUAUCCUCAUUAGCUGAUGUACAUAUUGAAGUUGGUAAUAGAGUAAACAACGUUUUAACAAUAGAUCAAGCUAAUGACCUGGUCACUACUGUUUUUAAUGAAGCCACAUCAACUUACGAUUUAAAUCCUCAAGUGUUACAGCAGUUAGAUGGUAAACGACAGCAGGUCCAAAUGACAGUUACAGAGACAAACCAAGAGUGGCAAGUGUUGCAGUUGAGAGUGCAUACUUUUGCUGCAUGUGCGGUUGUGAGCUUGCAGCAGCUUCCAGAAAAACUAAAUCCUAUCAUAAAACCACUAAUGGAGACAAUUAAAAAAGAAGAGAAUACACUAGUACAAAACUAUGCAGCUCAGUGCAUAGCUAAACUUCUUCAGCAGUGCACAACAAGGACACCCUCUCCUAAUUCAAAAAUUAUUAAAAACCUCUGUAGCUCACUUUGUGUGGAUCCAUACCUGACUCCUUGUGUAACAUGUCCAGUACCAACACAGAGUGGCCAGGAAAAUUUGAAAGGAUCCAACUCAGAAAAAGAUGGAAUGCACCAUACUGUCACCAAGAACAGAGGUAUAAUUACACUCUAUAGGCAUCAGAAAGCUGCUUUUGCUAUUACAAGUAGGCGAGGUCCUACUCCCAAAGCGGUAAAAGCUCAAAUAGCAGAUCUUCCUGCAGGAAGUAGUGGGACUAUCCUUGUUGAACUUGAUGAGGCCCAGAAGCCUUACCUAGUACAGCGGAGAGGAGCUGAAUUUGCUUUGACCACUAUAGUGAAGCAUUUUGGAGGUGAAAUGGCAGUGAAGUUGCCACAUCUCUGGGAUGCUAUGGUUGGCCCACUGAGGAAUAUAAUUGAUGUAAAUAAUUUUGAUGGAAAGUCCCUCCUGGAAAGGGGAGAUAGCCCUGCUCAAGAAUUGGUGAAUUCUCUGCAAGUUUUUGAAGUAGCAGCAGCUUCAAUGGAUUCUGAACUUCAUCCCUUGUUGGUGCAGCAUUUGCCUCAUCUGUAUAUGUGCCUUCAGUAUCCCAGCACUGCCGUGAGGCACAUGGCUGCUCGUUGUGUAGGUGUCAUGAGCAAAAUAGCUACCAUGGAAACAAUGAAUAUUUUUUUGGAGAAGGUGCUUCCAUGGCUUGGAGCAAUUGAUGACAAUAUCAAACAAGAGGGAGCAAUUGAAGCUCUUGCCUGUGUAAUGGAACAACUGGAUGUGGGUAUUGUUCCAUAUAUUGUCCUGUUAGUUGUUCCUGUGUUAGGAAGAAUGAGUGACCAGACAGACAGUGUGAGAUUCAUGGCUACACAGUGCUUCGCAACACUAAUUAGACUCAUGCCACUUGAGGCAGGCAUUCCAGACCCUCCAAACAUGUCAGAAGAAUUAAUCCAAUUGAAAGCUAAAGAGCGACACUUUUUGGAGCAAUUGUUAGAUGGAAAAAAGUUAGAAAAUUAUAAAAUCCCAGUACCAAUCAAUGCUGAACUAAGAAAAUAUCAACAGGAUGGUGUGAACUGGUUAGCAUUUCUCAAUAAGUAUAAACUUCAUGGAAUUCUGUGUGAUGAUAUGGGUUUAGGAAAAACUUUACAGUCCAUCUGCAUUCUAGCAGGAGAUCAUUGUCACAGGGCCCAGGAAUAUGCAAGAUCAAAAUUGGCAGAAUGUAUGCCACUUCCUUCCUUGGUGGUUUGUCCACCAACACUAACAGGUCACUGGGUAGAUGAAGUAGGUAAAUUUUGCUCCAGAGAAUAUCUUAAUCCAUUGCAUUAUACUGGACCUCCCACUGAAAGAAUAAGGUUACAGCAUCAAGUAAAAAGGCAUAAUCUGAUAGUGGCGUCAUAUGAUGUUGUGAGAAAUGACAUAGAUUUUUUUAGAAAUAUUAAAUUUAACUACUGUAUUCUUGAUGAAGGCCAUGUCAUCAAAAAUGGAAAAACAAAACUGUCCAAAGCAGUAAAACAACUGACUGCUAAUUAUAGGAUUAUUCUUUCUGGAACACCAAUCCAGAACAACGUUUUGGAGCUGUGGUCUUUAUUUGAUUUCCUCAUGCCAGGAUUUUUGGGUACUGAACGCCAGUUUGCUGCUCGAUAUAGUAAACCUAUAUUAGCAAGUAGGGAUGCUCGAAGUUCCAGUCGAGAACAAGAAGCAGGUGUUCUUGCAAUGGAUGCACUGCACCGCCAGGUCUUGCCAUUUCUUCUGAGAAGAAUGAAAGAAGAUGUUCUGCAGGAUCUUCCACCUAAAAUUAUUCAAGACUAUUAUUGCACUCUUAGUCCUCUCCAGGUUCAGCUCUAUGAAGACUUUGCUAAGUCACGUGCCAAGUGUGAUGUUGAAGAAACAGUUUCUUCAGUUGCACUUUCUGAAGAAACUGAAAAACCAAAGCUUAAAGCUACAGGCCAUGUGUUCCAGGCAUUACAGUACUUACGCAAACUAUGCAACCACCCAGCAUUAGUCUUAACACCUCAACAUCCAGAGUUCAAGAACAUUACUGAAAAACUGGCAGUUCAGAAUUCUUCGCUUCAUGAUAUUCAACAUGCGCCUAAACUGUCAGCUUUGAAACAAUUGCUGUUGGACUGCGGUUUGGGAAAUGGCAGCACUUCAGAGAGUGGCACAGAGUCCGUUGUGGCCCAGCACAGGAUACUGAUUUUCUGUCAGCUUAAAAGCAUGCUUGAUAUAGUAGAACAUGACUUGCUCAAACCUCAUCUGCCUUCUGUCACUUAUUUGAGAUUAGAUGGCAGCAUUCCACCUGGUCAGAGGCAUUCCAUUGUUUCCCGGUUUAACAAUGAUCCAUCCAUAGAUGUUCUCUUGCUUACAACUCACGUUGGUGGCCUGGGGCUUAAUUUGACAGGCGCUGACACGGUUGUAUUUGUGGAGCAUGACUGGAAUCCCAUGCGAGAUCUACAAGCCAUGGACAGGGCCCAUCGCAUUGGUCAGAAACGUGUCGUUAAUGUUUACCGACUGAUAACCAGAGGAACAUUGGAAGAGAAAAUAAUGGGUUUGCAGAAAUUCAAGAUGAACAUAGCAAAUACUGUUAUUAGCCAAGAGAAUUCAAGUUUGCAGAGUAUGGGCACUGACCAACUUCUUGAUCUGUUUACCCUUGAUAAGGAUGGUAAAGCAGAAAAAGCUGACACCUCUACUUCUGGAAAAGCAAGUAUGAAAUCAAUUCUUGAAAACAUGAGUGAUCUUUGGGAUCAAGAACAAUAUGACUCAGAGUACAGCCUGGAAAAUUUUAUGCAUUCGCUCAAGUAACUAUCAAAUAUUGUAAAUUCAGUUGCUGCUAGUUCAGUUACAUUUCUGCUGAUAUUCAGCAAAUUUCUAAGUUUAUUGUGAACUUUUAACUCAAUGUGUAAAUAGAUAUGAAGAAUAUUCAGCAUAAUGCUGGCUCUUGUUUCACAGGGGGGAACAAGUUAUUCUCAAAUAUUUGCACUGUAUUAAAUUUAAAUGUUAAUGUGAAAUGGUUUAAAUUUUACAUGCUGAAUAGCUGCAGAGCAGAGGAACCAAACCAGGUUUACAUGUGCUACCAGGGGGUGUUUGUUCUCAUUAGGAACGAGCCUCCUUUCCACAGAGUCACUUUGUACAGGAUGAGAUCCAUGAGUACUUUUAGUGUUCAUGUACAUUUUUCUUUUAAAUUGAACUUGUUUUUAUAAUUGAUUAAAAUAGGGCUUUUUUGUAUGAAAGCCUUAAUGAGCCAUAAUUUUAAGACUGUAAGAAUAAUGACUAAGAUAUUAGUCAAUCUUGGAACAUAAAAAUGUUAAGACAAUGAACUGAACCAGACCCUUAGUGAAAACAUUUAUAUAUUUAAUGCAGAUUCAUAGUGUUUUUCAAAUCUUUAACAUCAUUUUGUCAACUUUUAAAAUACAAUAUCAACUAUUCUAAGUACAGGUACUGGUAUAUUUAAAGGUACCAUAACAUCCUAUUAAGAGGGUGUUUUGCUUUUUUAAAAAUUUGUCUAAUGGCUAGGAUAUAGCCAGAUUUAAAGAACAUAUGUACUCAAUAGGUUUUGAUCAUAUAUAUAAUAUAUUUUGUAACUAUGAACAUAGACAGUUUUCCAAAAGUAGAUUUAGAAUUCCAAAACUAUGGUGAAAAGACUGUUUAUUGGAGUAAUGCAUGACUGAAUCAUAAAAGGGAGAAACUGUUCCUUUAUAUAUACAAACAUACAUGAACACACUUAUCUAUAUGCACAAACAUAUCUAUCCUGCACCCAAAAAAGUGCCUGGUUUUGGCACUAAAAUCAUGUAGUUAUAUGGGCAGCAAUAAUAAUUGGGCAUGAAGCUGAUUAACUAGUAUUACAAAAGUGAACUCAAUGGUAAGGGUGGGUAUGUGGAUAUAGAUAAACAUGUAUGUGUAUGUAUAUAUAAUUUUAUAAAUUUCACAUAAAUUAAUACAUGCCUUGUGCAUACACAUAUAUGGGAUAUAUUUGUAUAUAAGUGUACAGGUAAUAAACUUCCCCAAGGUUUGUGGCUGGCCAUACAUAUAGGCAUCAGUUUAAAAACCAUCAGACCUCAGAUGUACAAGUGUUUGUUUAAAACCUUUAUAGUUAUACUGUUCUGCAGCACUUAGACUUGGACAUUUGUCACAUUUCAGUAGCUUAGACAACCAUAUUGUAAUAUUAAAUCUAGCAUUCCACAAGAGAAUAAACAUAAGAUUGAAAUUGUGAAAUAUAUGCAAUUGUGUGUUAUUUGUAGGAAAUGAUUAAAAAGCUGAGGGUUAUUUAGUUCAGAGAUGCUUUAAAGGUUUUAAAAUACUGAACACUUUCUUCAUUGUUGAAGGUUUAUGUACAGAGGUAGAAGACCAAAUGGAAAUCCAUGACUUUACAUAGAAUAUCCACUGUACUUGAGUUGAAUGUUUUUUAUUAACUAUUUAUUUGCUCUUUCCAUAAACCAGCUAUUUAACAUAGCUCAUAGAAAUUGAUAUUUUCUUAGAUGAGGAGCAAUAUUAAAGAGAUAGUACGGGACCGAAGAAUUCAUACCAUACCAUAAAAGUUUUUCCCUCUAAUUUGAAAGGUUGAGUGGAACUAGAAAUAUUUAAGUAGUUUAAAUUUUAAGAGUUUAAUAUCAAAGAAUGUGUGUGUGUUAGUAAAAUAUUUCUAGAAGGAUAAACAAGAAAAUAAUAAUGGUUAUCUCUGAAUGAGAAGUAGUGUGGCUUAUUAACAUUUUUAAAAUAAUAUUUGAAUUGUGAAAUAUUAACUCAUACAUUCCAGUUUUUCAAAUAAAAGGAAAGAACUAAGUAUUAAGUGUCCCAGUACACAGUAGUAUAUCUUAAGAAGAAUGGAUACACCAGAAAGAUUGAAUUGACUAAUGAAUGCUACUGAAGAACUGCUGUCAGUUUUACGGAUGUGAUGAUAUGGUAGUUAUGUCUUUAAAAAUGUGUGGGUAUGGGAAAUAAAGCAAGCAUGAGAGAA
Molecule: messenger RNA, 7837 nt
Organism: Chinchilla lanigera (long-tailed chinchilla)
Lineage: Eukaryota; Metazoa; Chordata; Mammalia; Rodentia; Chinchillidae
Gene: Btaf1
Product: BTAF1 RNA polymerase II, B-TFIID transcription factor-associated, 170kDa
Molecular function (GO): TBP-class protein binding; ATP-dependent chromatin remodeler activity; DNA binding
Source: RefSeq, a predicted model, not a curated record